Schizosaccharomyces japonicus yFS275 is the source of this 3226-nucleotide messenger RNA. Its product is annotated as membrane transporter. Gene Ontology annotation, cellular component: membrane. Gene Ontology annotation, biological process: transmembrane transport; proton transmembrane transport. The coding region runs from base 812 to 2623 and encodes 603 amino acids. Lineage: Eukaryota; Fungi; Ascomycota; Schizosaccharomycetes; Schizosaccharomycetales; Schizosaccharomycetaceae. The record is from RefSeq and is a predicted model, not a curated record. The transcript has a single exon. Gene Ontology annotation, molecular function: transmembrane transporter activity.
GCGUUUAAUAAUUCUUAGGAAUUGUCUCGACUCGUGUACCAUUUACCAUUUACCUUUUUGUUUUUUACUCACUUAUUCCACGGCACGCGUCGCAAAAUAAGGUUGCAUUAAGGACGCAACACGACAACCUUAUUCCCGAAAGUUAACGCGUCGCGUUCACAUAAAUAGAAGACAACUGCAAGUUCUCCCACCGUCCACGCAUCCCAUUACUAAUACGUUUCUCGGUUUGAAUCCUAUUAUUCAGUUCAUCCUCAUUUUAUUUUCAUUCCUAUCUUAACGACGUCUCAUUUCGUCAUCUUAUUGUUUUUAAUGUGCCACGACAUCGUCACCAUUACUGUAACCGGAGUCUAGUUUGUUUUGCUCAGAUGGUUUGAUUUUACAUGUAUCCUUGGAACUAUAUUUAACCGGAAUGACCGCUUAUUCAUCAACUGCCUAUUCGCACUCUAAACAAUUAUUCCAAGCGUGAGCUUUGAUUUGUUCCAACAUCCUCCCAAGCCUACAUCAGUCUUGUUCGUCUUUUUACUCCAUAGGCCCACAACGAGUAAUCCUGGACGCUCAUUCGCUGUGCCAUACAGGCUGUGACCAAACGCUCACACCUACUAAGUCCAUGGUCAAACAUUAUCACCACUCAGAUUCAACUUCGUUAAACGAUCGUAGUCCGACCCAGCGCUUUUCAUCGCGCUCCGGACGACGGCUCUUCCUAUUGUCCGUUCUCCUGUCCCUUAUAAUCUCCCCGCCAGUCCAUUCUGUGAGCUAUAGAAGCUCUUUUGUGUGCAUUUUACCAUACUACACUCGUUGAAUAUAAACUCUGAUGCAUUUGCAUCCUUCAGCAGCAUCUCCAAUGCAGCUCCCUACUCAGCCAGCUAAUGUAGUAACGGUCGACAGAACCGUUACAACUACGGACGAGAGUCCCAGUGGCUCUGUAACAUUACAUAAAGGUACUGCCAGUGCAGACAGCAGUGGUAGCCUUGGCAGCAUCUCUUCUAUGAAAACCGUGCAGACGAAUGAUUCGUACAAGUCUGAAAAGCUAAACGACCUCGUCACGUUUGAUGAGACGUUGCGAGAUAUUGACCCGAAAGGAGUCUCCCCAGUCAACACAAAUGACGAGACUGUUAUUCCGAGUGACGAAUCUUUUUAUGAAGAGGGCGAGAAAGAAAUUCCGUGGACGGCCGAAGAAACACAAGCAUUGUCUGUCAUUCGGCGGAAGUGCGACUUUCGGAUCAUUUCGUGCAUUUGGUUGACUUAUUUUCUGUCACGGAGCGUUACUUACAGCGUGAGUAUGUCGUAUACGAUGAACACAAGUGAUGGACACUCGCUGCUGCAAACCGUAAAGGGUAUCAACAGCCACACGUUAUCGAUCGGCCUUGCUGUAUCAUAUGUCGCACUCAUUGUAUUCGAUCUGCCGUCCAACCUACUCAUGACUUGUGCAGAUCCAAGACUUUGGCUCUCUCGUAUCCAGCUCUCCACAGGUAUCAUUGGAGCAUGCCAUACGAUUUUGGGAUCACGUAUCUCGAGACCUUCUACAUUCAUCAUUCUUCGACUGUUUAAUGGCCUUGCCAUCGCCGGAAUGUGGCCGGGGUUUGCCUAUUAUACAAGCCGUUGGUACCGCGACAGACAUCUGGGUAAACGGAUUGGUUGGUACUACACGGCCGCUCAAAUAGCGUCGGUCACCACGAGUUUGCUUUCUGCAGUUUUCCAAAAAAUGGAUAACCUUGGAGGUUUGUAUGGCUUCCAAUGGAUGUUUCUCAUUUGGGGUAUUGUCACAUUUCUGCAGGGUCUCACCAUUGGUCCUUGGUUGCCUCCGAUUAAAUGUGGUAAUAAGGGCGAAAAGCUGUUCUCCUGGAUUCCAUGCCCACGUUUCUUAAAUUUCCUUCGCCCUGCUAAGGAGUCGCAUCUCACGCCAAAAGAGAAGCAACUUCACAAGCGUUAUAUGCGUGGACUGAAUGUCGGCCGUUCUUGGAACUGGCGCGAUUUGGUUGCAGCAACUCUUGAUGCCCGUUUAUGGCCUCCCAUUUUCAUGUUCUUCGGCGUCGUCGGUGUCAGCAAUGGUAUUGCAAACUAUAGCAGCCUUAUUGUCCGACAGAUCGAUGCUAGUUUCUCGGAUGUGACCGUUUCAUUAUUGGUUGCACCCAUCUAUAUUUUUAAUACUCUUGCCAUUCUUACCGUGCUGCCUCUGCACGAUCGCUACAAGCGCAAAGCUUUAUUUUUCGUUAGCAGUGCCUGUAUUAUAUUAGCAGGUUUGUUGGUGACAACGUUUACGCCUGGCGUUUGGGGCCGCUAUAUUGGUCUUCUCAUACUUGGUUUCGGCCUGGGUCCAACAGUGCCCAUUAUCAUGGCAUGGGUUUCUGAUGCCAUGGGACCUACACACGGAGACGUUGGUGUUGCUGCCGGUUUGGCCAUUGUUAGCGGCUUGGGAAACAUCGGCAGUGUAAUUUCUACAUAUGCACUUUACUCCGGUUGGAAGAGCGAUACGACGUAUCGCAAAAGCAACGAAGUUAUGUGUGGCAUGGUAGGUAUUGCCAUAGUCGCAGCCAUUGCCAUGCACUGUAUCCAGAAGUUCCAUUGGUACUCACCCACUCGUACGCGGUUAUGUGUACGCAAGACGGACGAAGAGAAGGCGUAACUCCGUCGCAGCUACGGUCAUUAUUAUCAUUACUGCUAUUAUUACUACUGGUUCGGUUUCUCUGUGUUUUCCCUUCUAUUUUCACGAUAUACCUUUUACGCAUGCAUCUGAUGAAGGCUUUCCCCAUCUUGUAACUUGGUUUUUCUUUUACUCCCCCGCUUCCGUGUCAAUUCCUCUCUUCGCUCUUUUAUUUCUUCUGUACAUUAUAUUCUGGUUAAUUAUUAUGAAAACAUUUGUUAUGACAUAGAGGAACGGUGGAAGACGUAUGAUGGAGAGACAGCCACGAAGCUCGUUUCUAUUUGUUUAUCGUACUUCCACAUUGUAUUAUUAUUUUAUAUACUUAUUAUACUUGGGCAUAUGAACCAUCCGACGCGACGGCGCCAACGAGAUAAUACUCGUUUGUACAAAUUAUGUUAUGGUCCUCAGGAGCGACCAAGCUUUAGAAUAUAUUGACUACGAAAAGACCACAGUUCAUUGUAUAGAAAAAAUAAAAAGACAAAACCUGGCACCGCCAACACAUGCCUUUCUCAAUUUACAAACUGCCGUUUCAACAAAUGCACACACAUCCACUCACAGCUAGCCCCGUCUACGUAUACUACCGCC